This is a messenger RNA of Suillus paluster, 669 nucleotides long. RefSeq lists its product as uncharacterized. The transcript is spliced from 3 exons. The record is from RefSeq and is a predicted model, not a curated record. Lineage: Eukaryota; Fungi; Basidiomycota; Agaricomycetes; Boletales; Suillaceae. Bases 1 to 669 code for a protein of 222 amino acids.
AUGACGGUGAUCUAUGCAUGGAGGAGGGCGAAGCCAGCAAAACUCCAUCCACUAAUAGGCAACAUAGGGGACAUCCAAAAAAGCUGCACUGUGUAUGCAAGAGUUACUGUGAUCAAAGAGCUCUCGCCCAGAAGAAUAUCAGAUGAUGAGUACAGGCCAUCCCCUCCACCACAGGUUACUGUACGGUCGCUUUCACCUGAUGUCUCACCACCUACGAUACCUGAACUGAUGGCCGAGGAAAUUGCUUCUCAUGCAAUGGCCCAACCAGGUGUUUGGACAUCUGUUUUAGACACCUGGGCGACCCUCCAGUUGAAUGAGUGGCUUGAAGCAACAGUGGCAGACUUUUAUUUGUCCCAUGUGUGGUACGAGCUGUUGAGCAGAUCACGCAUGAGGUAUGUGAAUAUGCACACAACAAUGGUGAAUGAGAUGGAGGAUGAAGAAGUCAAGCUCUUCCAGAGGAACUAUUUCAUCCCUCAUGAUGGAAUAUGCCCUGUUGUCCCUGUUGGAUUUGUAGUCCAUCACGUCAAUCAUUUCUUUGCAGUUGUUUUCGACUAUCAGCGACACAAAGCCUAUGUCCUGGGUCGUCAUAUUUCCGAUGAUGCAAUGGAUGUCGAUGGAGUGGAUCCGGACGACUGGAAUGAGUGGAGAGGACCGAAAUAUUGGAAGUGA